Messenger RNA from Pecten maximus, 5873 nucleotides. RefSeq names its product myosin-VIIa-like. Lineage: Eukaryota; Metazoa; Mollusca; Bivalvia; Pectinida; Pectinidae. Bases 499 to 4491 code for a protein of 1330 amino acids. The transcript is spliced from 29 exons. The record is from RefSeq and is a predicted model, not a curated record. Gene Ontology annotation, cellular component: cytoskeleton.
UUACUAUUGAAUCGAAUGGAGUUGCGUUAAAAACCUGUCGUGGUGCUAUUUUAAGACGAACGUGGAAGUCCAUUCAUUACAAGUUCUGGGUCAAACAGGUCUACCCUGUUAUACGAUUUGGUCUAGUUCACACCAAUACCCGUGUGUAUAUACAGGGUGUGUUCGUGUAACAUGGCGGAGUAGCAAACGAGGUACCCGAACGACAACAUUCUCACCUGUUCCCCGUGUUCAUACGGCGAUAACUGGUCCUGUUUUGGAUUAUAUAUAGAUGUAUAUUUAUAUAGUUGUACGCUCUCAGUGUUGAAGUUUCACUGGAAUAUUCACCUGUGAUCUCAGGUAACAUACCUGUAGUAGUUACAAAUACAUACCUGUGCUAACACGCGAAUACAGGUGAGACACGAAAAGUGGAAAAAGUGUUUAACAUAAUGUGUUUUGUGGAAUAUUGAUCUAUUUUUACAAUGGAACUUAGCUGUAUGUGAAGAAAAAAAAAUCAAAAAUAUGGCGACAAGCUCAGGACGACCGGCAAACGGAAUGUCGGACGGAAAACAGAGACAUGUCAGCAACAUAAAGAUUGGGAGCGGGGACCCUCCCCCGAGGAAAAGGUCAUCACAGUCUAUACAAGUACCAACCACCUCCGCCUGGGGUGGGGAUGAACGUCAUUUCGACGUUUCCAUUACCGACGAUAACCCACAAAGUCCAAGUUCUCAGACGAAACAGAAAAAUGGACUCUCAGCUUUAGAAGAAUGUGAACAUGACCCCAAAUUCGGGACUGCGACGCUUUCGUCUGCGCAAGUUUCGGACCAGCUCCUAAAAGUUUUACAAGACUCCACUGUUGUCCAAGAGAACAAUGGCAAGGACAUCGAUGACCAUCGGUCAUCUGGUCGUCAUUCUACAGCAAGUGAUCACUCAACCGAACAGUCAGACGAGCCUUCCAUAACCAGGUCACAUGACUCCGGGGAUUCCGUAGCCCCUAGUAGCUGGACAUCCUUUGCUCAGAGUCUCUUCACAGUAAAGGGAUCUAGUAGUUACUGUUGUGCUGCGCUGCCCCAGCCCCUCCUACCCAAGUACGAAAAGUCAGAUCAUUUGGCCUCGCUAGCUUCCUGGGUAACAAUACUGAGAAUCAUGGGAGAUUUGCCAGAUUUGGACGUCGUAGACAAGAUAGAUGUUGCUGGGCAAUCAACGCCCCCUACUGUCCAAGUCCGACAAUUCUACCACAAGAAAUACACGAAGAAGGAUGUUGAGGAUGCUCACAAGAAAUACACAGAACUGUUUAAAAAUCCCGGAUUCACAGAAGCCAAAGGUCUGCCCUUUCUCAAUGACAAAUCAGUCUCCAUGCUGGAAAAGGUCCAGUACAUAUGUGCGCUUGGCAUCUACCAGCCGGACCUCAGAGAUGAGCUGUACUGCCAGGUUUGUAAACAGCUCACCAACAAUCCGUCCCGUAACAGCACAGUGAGGGGCUGGGUCCUCCUGUACCUCAUGGCCGGGAGCUUCUCCCCUACUGAGAGGUUUUCCCCAUGCUUCCUCCAGUUUCUCCAGGAGAGCAUGCCGGAACAUGCUAACCGUGUAGAGAGGAUACUGCGGCGGACAUUCAUCACAGGGACCAGGGCUUUCCCACCCAGCUGGCUCGAGUUUCAGGCUGCGAAGAAUGGCAAACCCAUCCUGCUUCCUGUAGCAUUGAUGAACGGGAAUCGGAUGUUGGUAGAAGCGGAUUCUGUGACAACGGUUCAAGAACUAAGUCGACAAAUUGGGAACCGGACUGGUCUCCAGCAUCUUGAAGGAUUUUCUGUCUAUAUAACACUUAUGCAAAGGAUAUCUUGUCUUGGACAUGGCUUACAUCGUGUUAUGGAUGCCGUAUCGGAGUGUGAACAGCACACCCGUCAGAUGGGAAUGAAGGAGAGCACGUCCACGUGGAGGCUGUAUUUCCGGAAAGAGUACUUCACGCCCUGGCACGAGCAUAUCCACGAUCCAAUUGGCAUCGACCUCGUCUAUCAGCAAGUCAUGAGAGGCGUGUCGGUGGGCGAAUACGUCUGUGACAAGGAGGAAGUGUUGGUUAUGAUGGCUGCUCAGCGAUAUUUUGUAGAGCAUGGAAGUGAUUUAAAAAGGGACAAUAUUGAGUCUUUCCUAACGAGUUGGCUUCCAGGUGAAAAGAAAGCAGGUGACGAACUUAAUUCCUGGAUUGAAAAAGUGACAAAAGUGCUUGAAACAGACAUUUUGAAAAGUAAAAUCAAUGCAGACACUUUGAAAGCAGAUGUUGUGACGUUCGCCAAAAAUAAAUGGUUUCACAUGUUUUCACGUUUCUACGAUGCCAGCAAAAUCCAAGGCCCAGACACCUCGUGGUCCCAAGUGAUUCUUGGCCUAAAUUUCAAAGGCGUUCAAGUGAUGGAUGAGAAAGAGAAUAUCAAAAUGCAGAUUCCAUUCAUAGAAGUAUCCUCAGUAUCUCGAAGCAGACAUACUACGACCCUUUCCACGGUGAAAUCCGAAGAAUAUGUGAUAUUUUCACUCCACUCCGAAGACCUUUUUCGUAUGCUAUCAAUGUUCCUUGAAGGAUUAAAGCGCAAAUCAAAAUAUGGCCUUGUUGUCCAGGACUGUUCACAAUAUGAUGGUGCAAUAGGACUCGGUGUACAAAAAGGGGACCUCAUCAAACUCGAUCACUCGUAUGACCAACUGAAGAACGCCGAUGUUUUCAAAGGCACAUGCCAACGUACGGGAAAGAGCGAGACAAUGCCACGUGACCUCCUUUAUAUACUCCCAGUUAUAGAACAACCCACAAAGGAUAUGAUGGGAAUGGUGACUGUUCAAUUAAGGAAGGAAUUUAACCCGUUCAUUAUGCUGGUGAACACUGAAAACCGAAAGGAAGAACACAACCUACUCAACUUCUCCAAACACCACUUCCGAUCAUCAAAUGAAAACAGGAUGUCCAAAAUUUUAUCCAAAGCCUCCUUUAAGAAGGACAAAUCAACUCAGUUGUGGCAAUUCAGUAAGGAUCCUCUGAAGAAACCACUGCUCAAGAAGACAUGUAAUCGAGAUGAACUUAGGCAGACAAGCAUCAGAUGCUUCCUCGCGAUCCAGCAGUUCAUGGGGGACGCUUCGAACAAGGACAACAUAUCGGAUUUUGAACUCGCCAAUAACUCUAUUAUUGAACCGUCAAUGAGAAGCAGACAUUUGAGGGAAGAGGUGUACUGCCAACUCAUAAAGCAGCUCACACACAAUCCAGAUAAGGCAAGUGAAGAUCGAGGCUGGCAAUUGCUCGUACAAAUGUCAUCUACAGUGAUCCCCGGAAGUGAUUUAGUGGAGGAGUGCGAGCUCUUCAUGAAAGGAAGUUCUCAUAGAAUGGCCGCUCCAUGUCUUGACAGAUUUCAGACAACGAAACGAAACGGAUUCAGACAAUACCCACCUCACCAAAAGGAGUAUGAACUGCUCAGGUCCACAGAGAGAACAAUCAAAUUCGAUAUCGUCUUGCCUUUUAAUGAAAUACAGUCGGUGGAAGUGGAGAGCACAAGCCGUGUAUUUGAUAUAAAGCAACAGAUCUUGACGGCGUUCGACCUAGUUGACUCAGCGAUGGAAUACGGCUUGUUCUUCGCCCUUCGUGACAGAGGUCCACAAUAUUCAUCUACCAAUACAAAAACGACUUCUGGUCACAAACAUGGUUCGGAAUUCAAUAUCACAGUGUUGAGUGCAAAUGAUGGAGACUACUUUAUGGACGCCCUUUGUCAGGUUGAUAGAUUCUGGACAAAGCUAGCACAUUCAGGAAGGGCUAGUCAAACAGAACAGGGGCCUCCACCAGCACCGCACGUAUUCUUCAUGAAGAAAAUAUGGGUAAAUGCCGAACCUGGACAAAACAAAAUGGCGGACUCCAUGUUCCACUUUCCUCAGGAGCUGCCAAAUUACCUCCGCGGAUUCCACAAGUUCUCAAAUGUUGAUCUUGCCAAGAUGGCAGCUUACAUCUAUCGGGGCCAGUUCGGAGAUGAUAUGGCCGGGAUGAUCAAUUUCCACGAAAACAUCAAUGCCUUGAUACCUCGGUCCCACACAAAGACGAAAUCUGUCGACGAAUGGCGAAAGGCCGUUCAGACAAACUUACAGCUGACAAAGGGACUCUCUGCUGACAACGCCAAAGAAGAAUUUCUUAAAAACAUUUGGAAAUGGCCGACGUACGGGAGUGUCUUCUUUGAAGUCAAGCAACGGAUGAUGAAACAUUUGCCAAAAUAUUUGUUACUCGCCGUCAAUCCCAAUGGAGUGUUACUUCUGGAUCCUGACUCUAAGGAUGUUUUGUCCAGCUACGAAUACGGAAAAAUUCCGAACUGGGCCUACGACGAAUUCUCCUUCACCCUCGUCGUCGGCGAAUCUUCAAAUGCAACAAAAAUCUUCUUUGAGACUAGUGUGGGACACAACAUUGACGACAUUGUGAUGGCAUAUGUGGCAUGGACCAUGAACACUCAUAUAAAGAAACGGCCCAAGUACGCAGGCGUGACUGUCGGUGAAUCAAGCUGCUGAUCUGGCCAAACCUUCUUGAAAAUUGGCGUCACCUGUGCAAAGUUUUCACGUUUUAAAAAUGGUUAAAUAUUCAUUAUUACAGUCAUCAAAACUAUGACAUCAAAUAGAAAAAAUGACUUGGAAGAAUUCCGGCUGAAGUUGAUGAAGUUUUCAAAGACUACUGAACGAGAGAUACUUAACCACAGUUUUGCUCAGAAACAAUUUGACAAAGAAUGCAAAUUAAUAUGUCAAUUAUUGACUUCAAAACUUUCUUCGUUUUUCUUUUUCUUUCUUUCUUUUUUUGUUGCUUAUCGAUAAUUGUGUUGAAAUGAGCUACAAAUAUAAGGUUGAAAUAUACAUUUAAGGUUACUAUGGGGACAAGUCUCGUCGAAUAUAAUUUGAUGCAUACCAAAGUAUAUGGACAUUUAUUCUUAUAUAAGUAAGUUAUUAUACCAGAUAAAAGUACAAGUAGUAUCGUAUUCCAUAACGAGUGCAGUGUGUACUCAGGCUUAAAGGUUUGCAUAAUAGCUUACGUUUUUAUUGUAAAGGUAUUAACUGGUAGCGAAGUAUCUGGAUACUGAUAAAGUUGAUAUAUUUAUCCUAUUGUUAUCUUAUAGACAAUAUGAAACAAGUUUCUGUUUUGUUAAUACUUAUAUACCUUUUUAUGUUUUGCUACAAAUGGUUAAGAGUCACAUCAUACUUAGCCUUUCCAUCUUUAACUGACUCCAGGAAAAACGUGUUGUAGAAUAUCCUAUAUUGGGUAAGGAUGUGAUGAACAUGAAUCGGCUGAUUAAUUUCAUGGAUGUAAUUAGGUGUUUUUAUUGUUGAUUUUGAGGAUAUCUAAAUCUGUGUUCAUUUGCGUAACAAGUUUGCAAUCAAUAAAUGAAAUAUAUUCCAUUGUAAUUUUCAAAAUCAUAUUACCAUAUUUGUUGUUUAUACGUAUUAUAAAAUGAUAAUAUUUGUCUUUCAAAUACAUUCAUAAUUAUAUUCUAUGGUGUAUCUUUUAUUCUGUCCUUGUCCUGGUUUUUUAAAAGCAUUGUUAGAUUAACGUAACAUUAUUCAAAUUAAUAAACAAAUAUCUCAGGUGCGUCAAUAUAUCUUGAGGGUAAAUGUAGAUAAUAGGAAUGUUUAGAACUUCCAUUUUGUAACAAAGGAACUAUUUUUUCAACUUAAAAGUCAAGUUUUUUUGUAGUCAGUGGCAAUACUGACAGGAAAUCGUUUCUCUUAUAUAUAAAUCUUGAUGGUUGAAAUGUUUUCCUUUAAAUUCAUUAUUACGAUCCAUUUCAGCUAUUUCCUCCGCUUCGUUUGGAGUAAAUCGUUUUCCGGCGAACAAAAUGUUUGCACUCUGUACGUAUCCAUACACCUCUCAUCCGACGUUAUGUGUUAAGCAGAAGUUUGAUUGA